Molecule: messenger RNA, 984 nt
Organism: Zychaea mexicana
Lineage: Eukaryota; Fungi; Mucoromycota; Mucoromycetes; Mucorales; Lichtheimiaceae
Exons: 3
Coding region: 1-984 (327 amino acids)
Biological process (GO): ubiquitin-dependent endocytosis
Cellular component (GO): cytoplasm; cytosol; plasma membrane
Molecular function (GO): ubiquitin protein ligase binding; protein-macromolecule adaptor activity
Source: RefSeq, a predicted model, not a curated record
AUGGACCGUAUCCGAUCAGCCAUCAAAACCAAGAUACACGUUGAAAGCGAUCAGUUGAUGAUGUAUGGUACGCCUUCAGAAUCCGCUGGCUGUGUGCUCCGUGGCGUGCUUGAUGUUUGUGUGCAGGAACCAGCUAAGGUCAAAGCGAUUUCGCUGCGGUUUACUGGAAAGAUGACAAUUACUUGGACCGAACCCCAUCACCAACUGGAUCCCGGAUGCUACAGCUACGAGUUCGAACUACCACUACCAGGCAACUUGCCAGAGUCCACACACAUCACCUCGUUUUACCUUGUGCAGUAUCGGCUCAAGGCCACAGUUCAACGGACCAGACUUCUACCCAACAACACUGCGUCCCAGCUCAUCCACUUGUCGCGACAAAUGUUGCCUCUGACGCCUGAAUUUCUUGAGCCUGUCAUCGUAGCAAACCAAUGGACCAACAAACUUGACUAUGAGAUCAGCAUACCGUCCAAAACAUUCUGCCAUGGCGAUGACAUUCCCAUCAGUAUUCGAGUGACGCCACUGGUGAGUGAUUUGCGGAUCAGACACUUGUCAUGCACGUUUAAAGAGUACUUGAUAUGCCGCGCAACAAGUGGCUGGUUUGGAGGCCAUUCGCGGGCCCAAGGGCGUAUCAUUCGCUUUACGCGUGACGACUACUUUGGAUCAAGCAACAGCAGUACCGAUGACAGCUUUAUCGUAUGGUCCAAAGUUAUUACCGUGCCAGUGCCGCGGACAAAUCACCAGAUCCAGUGCGACGUCCAGAACGAUACCGUGCGAGUCCGUCACAAGCUUAAAUUUGUCGUGUCGAUAGAGAAUCCAGAUGGCCAUGUGUCUGAGCUGCGGGCAGCGUUGCCUGUCAUUAUUUGUCCAACCACAACCACAACAGGACUGCCUACUUAUGAAGAAGCAUGGCAGACGUUGCCUUAUGAUCCUGCUUUGAUGAACCAAAGCAUAAUCAGCAAAGUUUUACACUCGCAAGUGCUCUGA